GUGAGGAGGCUGCUGCCGCUAAGCUAGCCUAGCUCCGCUUCUGAGCAAUGACAUGCUUUGAUAUAGAAAUGCUAUUCCAACGGGGCACAGCGUCUCAUCUGCUAGGCUAGCUUGUUGGAGUGGAAACAGCUACUUCUGAGGAUUCUGGAUAUCGUUUCUAGACAUUGAAUAUUCCCUCUACAGGAGAUAAAGAAGAAUCCAGGUCGACAGAGAAGUACCUGAGCCCUUGAAGUUCUCAGCUUUGAUGCAGUACAGUGUACUGGGUGCAAGAUGACGGAAGAGGUGAUUGUCAUCGCCAAGUUCGACUACAUGGCCCAGCAGGACCAGGAGCUGGACAUCAAGAAGAACGAGCGCCUCUGGCUCCUCGACGACUCCAAGUCCUGGUGGAGGGUCCGAAACGCCACCAACAAAACGGGCUUCGUGCCGUCCAACUAUGUGGAGAGAAAAAACAGCGCCAGGAAGGCGUCCAUCGUCAAGAACCUCAAGGACACACUCGGGAUUGGGAAGGUGAAGAGCAGGAAGGGCGGGAUGAGGGACACGGCCUCCAACGCGGACGCAGACGGGUACGAUAACGGCGAGCGUCUGUACGACCUCAACCUUCCGGCGCUGGUGAAGUUCAGCUACACGGCGGAGCGCGAGGACGAGCUGUCUCUGGUGAAGGGCACGCGGGUGGUGGUGAUGGAGAAGUGCAGCGACGGAUGGUGGCGCGGCAGCUACAGCGGGCGCUCCGGGUGGUUCCCCUCCAACUACGUGACGGAGGACAUGGACGGCACGGCGGGGGGCGGGCUUGGAGACCCCGCCGGAUCGCUGACGGAGAAGCUGGCGGCCGUGGUGAACAGCACCGCCAACGGGAACCGCGUGCUGCACACGGUCCAGGCGCUCUACCCCUUCGGCUCCGGGAACGACGAGGAGCUGAACUUUGAGAAGGGCGAGGUGAUGGAGGUGGUGGAGAAGCCGGAGAACGACCCCGAGUGGUGGAAGUGUCGCAAAGCGGACGGACAGCUGGGCUUGGUGCCUAAAAACUACGUCACGGUGCUGGACUCCGGUUCGUUUAAACCCGGAGCGGGACCCGUGGGGCCGCCCACGCCCGACUGCGACUACAUCACGCCCUCCACCGUGGGGCGCUUCGCGGGGAAGGAGUGGUACUACGGGAAGGUGACGCGCCACCAGGCGGAGGUCGCGCUCAACCAGAGGGGCGUCGAGGGGGACUUCCUCAUCCGGGACAGCGAGUCAUCGCCAAACGACUUCUCCAUCUCCCUGAAGGCGCAGAGCAAGAACAAGCAUUUCAAGGUGCAGCUGAAGGAAACCCUUUACUGCAUCGGACAGCGCAAGUUCAACUCCAUGGAGGAGCUUGUGGAACACUACAAAAAGGCUCCCAUCUUCACCAGCGAGCAGGGAGACAAACUGUACCUGAUCAAGGCCCUGGCCGCCUCCUGAUCCCUCUCCGCUGCACACACAGGAACACACACAUUUUUACAUUAACUGCAUCCAUAUAUACACAGAUAACCUACGGCACACUAACAUGUCAACUCCAAGCCUGAGGACUCGACACAUCGCCGGGACUUCAAUGCCCGAUUUGUGAGCAUUCCAAGAGGAGGUAUGGGAAAAGCAUGGGAGAGACACGGAGGAAAAAGGGGGAGACAAAGAGACGAUAUGGACUCCUGAGAGUUGACUACAGACCUCUUGGUCGCCUAUUUUAAAUUAUCCAGAUGUGUUAGGUCAUAGGCAAUGCCAUGUAUUUCCACCUUGAUAUCUAUUAGAGUUGCAUUUAGUUUCUUUUCUUUUGUUUUUGUUGAUAAUAUAUAAUCUUUUUAACAGUUUUUUUUAUUUUUUAAAUGUGAUUUCUUUAUUUGAACUGUAUCCAACACGACAACCACCCGCCCCGUGUUUUUUAAGCAAACUAUCCCGCAGAGCUCAUUUCUGUGUCGUCUGUCUUAAUUCGUUCUUUUAUGAUUGUGGACACACUAAUCCACGACUUCUGCUAAUCAUGAAUACAACAAAAAAAACAAGUGACCAAAAUAUAUUUAUUGAUACCUGUUAGGCGGCGGCGGCGGCGAUCGGAGUGUCACAGAUCUGCGGGUUCUAGGAGGAUUGCUCUUCUCGUGCAAACUAGUUGUCUUUGCGUGUCUCACAUAUUGCUGUAUCCAUAUCAUGUGAAUGUUACAAAGCCGAGGCAUCGCAGUGUGUGUGUGGUGGGGGGGGGGGUGACGCUGCAUGGUGCAUGCAAACAGAAAAGUGUCCUCACCCCCGCUGUUAUCUCCGAAAACAGUGUGUCCAUAGAGGUCACGUGGAGUGCUUUCCCUCGGAAGAGUGUGAGUGACAGCUGAGGCGUCCUGUAAAGUUGCCAAAGGGGACGUUUCUCUGCACAUGUUGAGGGCGGAGGAGGAGGAGGGGGGGGGGGAACGAGCGAAGGAUGAUGUCACCGCUCCUGAAUUAGUGAUCACUGGAGGAGUUAGGGGGUCACCCAGGGGUCGAGUUAGUGCGGUCGCAGCGAAUACACAUCCAGCUGGGAGAGGAGACGCCCUCCUCCUCCUCUGAGGGUUUCAGGAGGUGAAGGAAAUGCUUGAUGGUUAUCUGGGCAUUUCAUUUAAAAAUGUCUUAAGAAGUCUCCUCGCUUAUAGUCUGUGUGCAGGUCGUAGAGUCCUGUUGUGAACGUGGAGAUGUUGAGUACCCCGAAGUUUUAUGAUGUUUAGUACGGGUCCCCAGUACAUAGAAGCUGACCGAUGCUAACCUGCAUAUGUCGGGCAAUUUGCACAAUUAGCAUAAGUUGACAACAGUUUUAAAAUGACUUGGCCGAUUUGAAACAUUUUUGAGUGGUUUUGGAGGAUGUUGGAAGAUCAACAAUGGCAGUUUUAACCAGAAAGUUGCCAUGUUUUGAACUCUAUGGAGUUUUAGGGGACUCAAAACUGCAAUUUGUUAUCCUAAACAUAUCAGAAAUGGAUUCAACAUCCUCAAUAACCUUAAAAAAACACACCAGAAUUGUCCAAAUCGGCAAAAGCCAUUGUUUACCUAUUGUCUGCAUGUGCUAUUUAAUGCAACGUAUGCUCUUUGUGCAAAUUCCCCAUCAUAUGCAAGUCAGCAUCCGGUAGUUUCUAUGUGCUGGGGACCCAUACUAUAACGUACAACUUUGGGGUACUCAACAUUUCCGGGUCUUCACAGCUGGCAGGUAGAUUAUUCGGGGGGGGGGAAUCCAGCUUGUUUCAAACCCAGCAGAGCCCCUGGUUUGUAUUUACAGUGAUCGAGUUAGUCGUGGAGUGAAAAUGGACCAAGUAUUUGUUUGAAUGUCGCAGCUAGCAGAUGAUGAUGAUGAUGAUGAUGCUCGGGGUGAUGAGUUCUCCAGCUGUUGGACCUGAGCUCGGAGAAAAAGAGAGAGAUGGAGGGAGGAGGGAUAUCAUUGAGGAGCAGUGGAAAAAUGGACCUUAAAAAAAACAAGCAGCGAUCUGGGAGAGUGUGUUUCCACGGAGGAUCUGGAUUAGAGAUUUCCAGGCACUGACGGGCGGGGAAGUGAACUGAGGCCAAAGCUGAUGUAUCAUAGUUUGAGGAUGAAACAUGUUGGAUGGGUUUGUAACUUCUAAUGAAUCCAAGCAUGAGAAAGUCAGUCAUGCCACAAAGAACACAUGGGUGUGAACCUCUCUGCUGAGUGACAGAGAAAGCUGCUUCUUCUCUCUGUUUUGGAGCCGUACGAAAUGGACACUGCAAACAAUUACCUUUCACUUUGAUUCAUGGCAAGUUCUAAUUAUGCACCUGCAGUGAGUUUAAGUUCGCAUUAAGCGGGACAAAAACAACAUUCCAGGAAUAAAAAAAAAAGCUCCGGUUUGGACUCGAAAAAGCUCUUGUUCGACGUGAUGAAAAAUGGUUUAUUUUGGGUCCAAAAUCUGUAAAAAAGUAUUGAUAUUUUGGUUGUUUUUGCCUCCUUUCUUCUGUUUUGCAGAGCAGUAUUUUGGUUACAGAAAUCCUGUUUUUUGUCACUAAUUUCUGCCUUUUUUCCCCCCUCUGAUUCUUCAUGUGAGAUAGUAUUAACCAAACGCUAUCAUUUGUGAAAUCCCCUCCCUCCAUAUUGAAAGCAUCUGCAAUAUUUCGCAGCAUUAAAGUGACAACCGCCAACGCACCGUGCGACAGUUUGAAGGAUUUAGGAGAUUUGAAUGUGCCUUCACAGCUUUCUGUCAACCAAAGGUUAACAUCUUAUUAUUUGUAUCUUUUCCUCCCACUUCUUGUCACUUAGCCGUGUUAUUUGCUUUGCAUGUGCGUCAGUCUGCGAUGUGUUGGAGGAUGUCAUCCUUAUCGAGAAGGUGUGUUUCCCUCCUUUAGCUGUCGGCUAAAAACGUGUCUUUUUGUCACGCAUAAAAUGCCCAUUUGGUGAUAUUGUGUGUAGUUUCAAGUGACCUUACCUUUGCUGAUCUCAUCAAGUAUAACUUCUUAAACGCCUACAUGUACAUAUGUGCUGAUGUUCAUUCAGAACCUGCAGGUGUGAUGUAAUCAUGACCUGAAUCUCAUGUACCGGCAUCCUCCAUGUUUCCAAGGAAAUAGUCUGUAUGUGUUUCAUAUAAGACUAGUGUAAGACAUUCACUUUUAGCCACUUAAAUAUGUACAAAAAAAAAUCCUCAAUGUGUUAUUUGAAUACAGAGUAUCUCCUUGAUAUUGUUAUAAAUUGGGAUUUUACUUUUCAUUUUACACCAAUGGAGGCCGCAUGAGCAGAGCCUUGUAGCUGUACAGAAAUGGUUUUGCUUAUAAAGACACAGAGGUCAGUUGUGACGGAUAUUAUCGUUGAUCAAAUCAAGAAACUACAGAGCAGCUGGAAACGUAUUUCUUGUCUGCUAACCAAGCCUGAGAUCAUCUUGACUGAUUUCUCGAUGAUAUCCAGAACAAUCGACCCGUGUUUUUUUAAACUGUUGGUGCUUUUUGUGCUGCUUUCUUGGUGGUCUCUGUCCCACAAAGCUUUUUUUUUUCCCUGUAUGAGAGAGUGAAGCAAAACAGAUCCAUGCUGUGGAAUGAUAAAGGCAGUGCUGUGAAAUUUAAUGUCAUGCUCUUAAUACUGUUUUUAUGGCGGGGGAGGGGGGGGGAGGAGAUCGUCUUCAGGUGUAAUAAUUUAGAAGAGUUUAUUAGAGUGUUCGAAAGACGUAAUAAACGGCAAAAAAAUGA
Molecule: messenger RNA, 5139 nt
Organism: Trematomus bernacchii (emerald rockcod)
Lineage: Eukaryota; Metazoa; Chordata; Actinopteri; Perciformes; Nototheniidae
Gene: nck1b
Product: NCK adaptor protein 1b
Exons: 5
Coding region: 271-1437 (388 amino acids)
Biological process (GO): positive regulation of endoplasmic reticulum stress-induced intrinsic apoptotic signaling pathway; negative regulation of endoplasmic reticulum stress-induced eIF2 alpha phosphorylation; negative regulation of PERK-mediated unfolded protein response
Molecular function (GO): ephrin receptor binding
Source: RefSeq, a predicted model, not a curated record